AUGCAGUCCCGCCAGUCCUCCCGCGCCCGCCUCAUCCCCAUCCUCGACAAGGAAACCCCCCCGCAGCGCACCAUGUCGUGGGACACCCUCAACCCCUUCAGCCCGCGCUGGACCCCUGCCGAUAGGAAGCGCGCCGGUGUCUUUUUCUUGUCUGUCGUUGUCGGCCUCGCCAGUGGGAGUAAUUAUGUGUACUCGGCGUAUGCGCCGCAGCUGGCAAACCAGCUGCAGGUCAGCGCGACGACUGUCAAUCUCGUCGGACUCGCCGGCAACUUUGGGGUAUACACCACCGGGCCUCUGUGGGGCAAGAUAGUAGACUCGAGGGCUAUGCUGAUAUCUAGUAGCCCGCUGUUGACAGGCGGGAUCUGCUGCCUGCUCGGCUACUCGCUCGUCCACGCCUUCUACACCCACUCCAUCCCCAUCCGCUCCUCCUCUUCCUCCGACAUCUCCACCCCCCGCCUCGCAUUCCUCAUGCUCUCCAUGUUUCUCACCGGGGCCGGCGGGUCGGCAGGCUUGGGGUCGGCUGUGAAUGCGGUAGCAAAGUCGUUCCCUGAUGCCACCCGCGCAAGUGCUACGGGCGCUGUGCUGGCAGGUUUCGGGCUGAGUGCUUUUUUGUUUUCUUUCCUUGGCCAUCUGGUAUGGCCUAGUGAUUCCGGUGGGCUGCUAGGGCUGUUGGCAGUGGGCACUUCUGUCCCAAUGCUCCUCGGCGGCCUCUUCAUCCACCCCGUCUUUCCGGAAGAACCCCACCCAGAAUACGAGCACUUGGAUCAAGACGAACCUGGUGUAGAGGUGGUGGUGGAAGACUACGACUCGCCCGCCCUCUCACGCACCACCUCCCUCGAGAUGAGUCGUUCCAUCGACCUCUCCCGCUCCCGUUCCCCCGCCAGAGGCCGCGACCACCACCCCCACGCCCACUUUGCCCCUCUCCCGCACCCUUCCCACCCCUCUCACCCCUCUAACCCCCCGCAGAAACGCUCCCAAUCCCUCUCCUCCCUCCCCCCCACCUCCCUCCACCACUCCCCCCUCGACAUCCUCCAAACCCCCGACUUCUGGCUCCUCUUUUCCAUCCUCGCGCUCCUCUGCGGUACCGGUCUCAUGUAUAUCAACAACGCCGGGACUGUCGUGCUCGCCCUAGGCCGGGAGGGCCAUAUGCAAUUCGACCGCGAAAAGAUCUCGGGCUGGCAAGCGAAACAAGUCGGCCUAGUCUCCAUCUGGAACUGUUCCGGCCGUCUUAUCGGGGGCUUCUACUCUGAUUUCAUCAAAUCCAAAUACCGCAUAUCCCGCAUCUGGACACUCCCCCUCGUCUCCCUCCUCUUCAUCAUCUCCCAACUGUCCGCCCUCUCCACCUCCCACGCCUCCUCUUUGUGGGCUGUCUCGAGUCUACUUGGGGUAGCGUAUGGAGCAUUGUUCAAUGUGAUGCCGAUGUUGGUGCUGGAAUGGUUUGGGAUGCGGCACUUUUCGCAGAAUUGGGGGUGGACGUCGGUGGCGCCGAUUAUUGGGUCGAACGGGUUUAAUCUUGUGUUUGGGAAGGUUUAUGAUGCUCAUACGGUUCGUUCCCCUUUUCCUUCUCCUGCUCAUGUUUGCCUUGGGGCUGCUGUGGGAGUCGUGAAAAGGGCAGGAGGGGUGCCGGUACCAGAUGACGGGUCGCAUGAUUGUCUGGUAGGAAACCAAUGCUACACCACCGCAUUCCAACUGUCCUCCCUCGCCUGCGUCUUGGCCUUGGGGCUGAGUCUGUGGGCUGGGGUGAGGAGGGAGAGGAUGGGGAGGGAGAGGAGGAGGAGGGUGUUGAUGGAAGAGAGUGGGCGAUUACCGCCGGAGAGUGUGCCCGUCUAG
Molecule: messenger RNA, 1830 nt
Organism: Cryptococcus wingfieldii CBS 7118
Lineage: Eukaryota; Fungi; Basidiomycota; Tremellomycetes; Tremellales; Cryptococcaceae
Exons: 5
Coding region: 1-1830 (609 amino acids)
Biological process (GO): transmembrane transport
Cellular component (GO): membrane
Molecular function (GO): transmembrane transporter activity
Source: RefSeq, a predicted model, not a curated record